Molecule: messenger RNA, 2837 nt
Organism: Ziziphus jujuba (common jujube)
Lineage: Eukaryota; Viridiplantae; Streptophyta; Magnoliopsida; Rosales; Rhamnaceae
Product: pentatricopeptide repeat-containing protein At2g29760, chloroplastic
Exons: 1
Coding region: 150-1958 (602 amino acids)
Biological process (GO): RNA modification
Molecular function (GO): protein binding; RNA binding
Source: RefSeq, a predicted model, not a curated record
UUUACAGGCCACCAAUCCAAAACAACGUCAAUCUUUUAACGUUAUCAAAAAAAAUAAAAAAAUAAAAAGGGUGACGUUUACUGUUCUUGCUCGAAGAAUUGUUCCUUGGAAAUCUGGUAUGGUUGCCUGAAAUUCAAUCCAAAAAUUUCAUGGUGGUUUUUGUUUUCAUGAAACUUGCAAGACCCACUGUGCGCCUCUUCAGCACCUCAACGGCUAUCCAAGAAUCAGAGCGAGUAACGAAGAGAUCAGUUUCGAUAGACUCGAUCAAGAAGCUCCAUGCCCACCUUAUCAGAAAUGACCUCCACAAGGAACCAUCUUCAAUCUCUGAAGUUGUCAGAUCGUAUGCACUAUCGCCACCCUAUUUAGACAAAGCCCGCUUAGUUUUUUAUCAAAUUAAGCGACCCACAUUCUUGGUUUGGAACCACAUGAUCCGUGGACUGUCACAGAGUGACCAACCCAGUGAAGCAAUUCGCAUGUAUAUCCGAAUGUACCAUCAGGGAUUGUCUGGGAAUAAUCUGACCUUUAUAUUCGUUUUCAAGGCUUGUGGUCGAGUUCCUGAUAUCGUACGUGGCCAAAUGGUUCAUGUGCAUGCGCUGAAACUUGGGUUUCAAAGUUAUCUUUUUGUUUCUAAUGCUUUGAUCCAUAUGUACGCUUCUUGUCGCGAUUUGGAUUUGGCCCAGAAAGUUUUUGAUAGAAUGGAGGAUAGAGAUAUAGUAUCUUGGAACUCUUUGAUGUGUGGGUUUGCUCAGCACAGUAGCUUUAACGACGUUUUGCGUGUUUUUGAGGCAAUGCAAUCGGCAAAUGUGAAGGCCGAUUCUGUGACAAUGGUUAAAGUUAUUCUAGCAUGCACUUAUUUGGGCGAAUUUGGAAUUGCAGACGCUGUGGUUAAGUAUAUUGAGGAGCAUCAUGUUGGGAUUGAUGUUUACUUGGGAAACACAAUGAUAGAUAUGUACGGACGGCGUGGAUUGGUGAAUUUGGCGCGCCAAGUAUUUGAUCGGAUGCCUGAAAGAAAUAUAGUUUCAUGGAAUGCCAUGGUCAUGGGAUAUGCAAAAGUUGGAAAUUUAGUUGGUGCAAGAAAACUUUUCGAUGAGAUGCCCAAAAAGGAUGUCGUCUCUUGGACUUCCAUGAUUACGGGUUAUUCUCAAGCUAAGCAAUAUACUGAGGCUGUGGGGCUUUUUCAAGAUAUGAUGGCAGCUAAGGUAAUACCAGAUGAAAUAACAGUGGCCAGUGUGCUUUCUGCUUGUGCCCAUUUGGGUUCACUUGAUGUUGGAGAAGCGGUGCGUGACUUUGUCAGUAACCAUGGUGUGAAAGUUGAUAUCUAUAUUGGAAAUGCUUUGAUAUAUAUGUAUUGCAAAUGUGGGGUGGUUGAGAAAGGAUUGGAAGUGUUCCAUGAGAUGGAAAUAAAGGACCCUGUUUCAUGGACUUCUAUAAUUUCAGGCCUUGCUGUGAAUGGUUUUGCAGAUUCUGCAGUUGAACUCUUCUCACAAAUGUUAAGAAAAGGUAUUCGACCAACUCAUGGAACUUUUGUUGGGAUUCUACUGGCUUGCACUCAUGCUGGAUUAGUAGAUAAAGGAUUGGAGUAUUUUGAAAGUAUGGAAAAGGUUCAUGGACUAACACCAGAAAUGAAACACUAUGGGUGUGUUGUGGAUCUCCUGAGCCGCUCUGGCAGUCUAGAGAAGGCAUAUGAGUUCAUAAAUAAAAUGCCCAUCAUUCCGGAUGUAGUCUUAUGGAGAAUACUGUUGGGUGCCUGUAAGCUUUAUGGAAAUGCAACCCUAUCUGAGAUUAUUACAAACAAGCUUCUUGAAUUGGAUCCUCAUAAUAGUGGGAAUUAUGUGCUCUCGUCACAUACUUAUGCAGGUAUUGACAGAUGGAAUGAUGUUGUAAAAAUGAGGACAUUGAUGGAUGGGAGCAAUGUGCAGAAGCCAUUUGGUUCUAGUUCUAUCGAAGUCAAUGUAUGACAUUAAAUAACUCUCAGGAUCCAUGUUUAAGAAGAACAAAUUGAGUAACAUGUAUAAAACCAUAGAUCCUGACACAUCAAUUUAUCCUGUAUAUGGGUAAGUAUAGUAUAAUCGAAUGGAUACCAACUGCUGUCAUGCAAAAUCUGAACCAAAGAGCACCAUAUUAAUCCAGUUGGUCUUGGCAGACAGAUGGCUUGGGUUCUGGUUUUAGCUUCAGAAGAUCUUGUUUUUCUGAUGAACAAGUAAAGUUUCCAAUUUUUUUACUUCUUUCAGAUUUGUUGAGAUUCUCAUUACCUAUUGAAAAGAAGGGGCUGCCUUCAGAACUAGUGGGCGCCCUGAUGAUGUCAGGGUUAAGUCUUCGGUUUGACAGUGUCAUGUUUCAAUUGCUAUUCCAUUCGGAAAGAAUAUGACAAAUAAUUUUGUGAAUCACCUGGUCGAGAAUCAAAUCAACCAAGAUGAAGUUCAGACCAGAAUGAAAAAAAUUGUUUGAGCUUUAGAGAUGACUCUGUAAUUUAUGUGUUACGCAGCAGCUAGAAAAAGCUCUAGAAUGCUGCCAGUUGAUACUUAAAGCUUGCAUAUCCUUUCGUGUCUGUGGGCAAAUGGCUAACAUUGUGGUUAAGCUGACAAAAGAUAGUUGUCUGGUUUGCCCAAAAAAGAAGCAAGGAGGAUUUGGAAUGGAAGCAGAGAGCUAUAACUCUGUUUAUUAUCCACCUGUAAAGAUGGACUGGCCUUGCUUCUAAGGUCGAGAUAUAAUUGGAUUUGAUAGUUCAUGCACUUAGAUCAAGUCAUGUAAAUUGUAAUGCAGUUGUCCUAGAAUUAGAUUCUGUGCGAUGUUCUGAAAUUGCAUAGUCAUUGAUACCUCAUUUUAUCCUUUUUAAA